AGAGAGACAGAAAGAAGCAGAAGGAGAGGAGAGAGAGAAAAAAGGAGACGGUGGGGAUGUUUGUGAACGUGCGGUAGCCGUUGCUGCAGGUAGUCACAUCCGGAUACAGGUUUUGUAGCCUGCGGCACACCGCCUCAGGGCCUGCCUCUCUCCUCUUCAGCCCUUCUUCACAACCCUCCGAAAUGUCUGGCGGAGGAGAGGUUCGUGUCCUACGCCAAGAGGCCGGCCAAGAGAGCCCGAGGAUGCCGGCCUGGAAGCGAGAGAUCCUGGAGAGGAGGAAAGCGAAGGGUGGGGGGUCUGGGGGAGCCGGUUCGGUCGAGACAAGUCCCGGUGGUGUGGGCCAGCAGCGAGUUAACGGCGACUGCACGGGGAACGUUAACGGGAGCAGCAGCAGCAGCAUACCCAAGAGUGACAGCGGACCGAGCGGGCGGAACUACACCAUCAACACAGCCAGCCAACAUUUCUCCAACAACAAAGAGCCUCGUCCAGCUGCCCCAGAGAGGACAAGUUCGAGGGAGGACGAGGGACAAGAGAGCCUAGUGCUACAGGAGAGCCUGGGCCCGCUGGAGGAGAACCCAUUCAUUAAGCUGGAGAAGGAGCGGAGGAGGCGACAGGACCGAGAAAACGCCGCCCGUCCUGUGCAGCACAUCCUGGAGCUGUACGGCAGCGUGCCCGGCAUAAGGACUAUCCGUGCUGAUAACAUUAUCAUAAUUGAGUCAGACCCGGAUUAUUUUCCAGAAGCUGGAGGGUUAAAAAGCGGGUCUCAAUGGCAGCAGAACGGUGUCAGUAGUUAUAGUUCUCUGAACGACCUCCUGGACCGGAGAGGGAGUGCUGUGACUGAGAUAAGAGCCAAGGAAGUGGUUAUUUAUGACACCACGUUAAGCAAGAGCGAGGAGAACCUGAGCACCCUGGGGCGCCCUGAUCAUGAGGUGUCAUCACAUGAGACAGGUCAGGGCCAAGGAAGGGUCAGUCGGAUGUUGCAGAAGUUUGACAGCAACUAUGGGAAGCUGCAGAAGAAAUCUCACAGCACAGAGAACCUGCUGGACCUUGAUUGUAGUUCCAGCAGCAGGCCAAGACUCUGGUCCAAACAACAGUCAGAUGUUGUGCCAAAGCCCAAGCCAGGCCCAUCGGUCAGCAGCUCGGGCAGCAGCCAGCCAUCAUCACCUGUCUUCCAGGGUUCCUGGUCUUCCAAACCAAAGCCACAGACUGCUGUCCCCGACCCCAGCAGCCCUAAGCGUACUUCUGCACCAUCUCCGUCCGUGUCUUCAUUUAGACAGCGGUUUGAGGAGAGCGGAGUUCAUGGAACAGCUGCCACUCCAAGAGAUGAACCAGACAGAGGGCAAACAAAGCCCACCAGAGAGAGAGACUGGGAGGGUGCUGAGGUACCAUCCAAACCCAAGGUGCCAUGCUCUCCGGAGACCCUUCUUGCUCGUGCCGUGUCCCCCUCAAGCCCGAUCUCAAAGGUGUCGCACUCCUCUCCUGACUUUGAGAUCCGACCCUCUCCAAAGCCAGAUCUUUCCAGGAUUCCUGAUGGGGAUCUGCAGGCUCGGGCCCUUGCAAACUUGCGCCUGCAGUCCAAAAACUCCUUUCAAGUCAUCCCCAAGCGGCGUCCCAGCCCAACACCAUCAAGCCCGAUUAGGUCUUCCCCCUCCAACAGAGGGGCAGUGGUGCCCACGCCAGGAGUGCCAAACUCCCAUGUCCCCAUGCCCACUUUGUCGCCCUCAAAGAGGAAUGAGGAGAAACUGAAAGAGGAGAGGGAGGUGGAGAGGCUGGUGAGGCCAUCCAAGCCUGAACCAUCUCCUGCUAUUGCCACUAGUCCCAUUCCUGUUCCGACCACAGAACCCUCGUCUCCUCCUCCGGCUCUGACCCCAGUUCCCUCCUCUCCACCUGCUCCAUCUUCACCCCCAUUUUCUCCUUCUUUCUCUCCUGCUCCCUCAGAAUCUCCUGCCCCAUCCCCCGUCCCUUCUACCCCCUCUCUCCUGGCUUCUGAACAGUCUCCCACAGAUCAGCUGCCAGUAACAAACAUUGAUGACAUCGAUGUGGAGCCCCCACAGCGAGUCCCUGUACCCAGCCCCAUGGUGCACAGGAAAAAGGGGAACACCUUCACUGUGGUACCUAAACGUAGGCCAGAGCCUGAGGCUCAGCCUAGCUCACCUGAGCCCCAGCAGGACGCCUCGAGUGAAGGCACAGCAGGCUCCACGCCCCCACAGGCCCCGUACUCUCAGCUGGGCUCCCUGCUGAAGAAACGCUACCCUGCUGUGGAGGAGAUCGAGGUCAUCGGUGGAUACCUGUCUCUUGAGAAGUCCUGCCUCUCCAAAACUGGCUCAACAGGCAAGAAGCUAAAGAUCUCCUUCAAUGAGUCCAGUCUGAAGAGUACAUACGAGUAUCCAUCAGAGAACAGCUGGGACAGUGGGGAGGAGGAUGAGGGGGAGAAACAGGACACAAAGGUGGCAGAAGAACAGCCAAGCAUGGUCGGACGCAUCCACAUCCCUCGGCCUAGUUUCGCCAACUCACCAACUCACCUGAAUAACAGCAACGAUCUCGCCAGCUAUGUCCCCAAGCACUCGGUGGACUACAGCACGUGGCAGGAGCAGAAACUUGAAGAGAGUGCUUACCAGGAAGAAAAAGCUGCUCAGCAGCCCGAGAUAACCGAGGAGGUUAUGCUCACACCAGCAGACAGCUCCUCCCUGUCGGACUACAGCAGCGAGCCAGCGCUUUACUUCUGAUCAGUCGGACCAAUCAGCUGUACAGUAGCAUCUCAUCCGUGGGACCAGACUGCAGAUUGGGCCCGGUGAGGUCUGCGACACCGAGGCCUGGACUGCCUCCAGCUCUACACUCCAGCCGUCUCUAAGCACAUCACCCUGAUCAGACAGGAAGUAUAAACAUUUAUUUUUAUUUCUUUUUGGCUGAUUUCCUGCCACAGUUCCACUGCACGCCACAUUAUCGACGUCAUAUCAGAGCAGGACAGCUUCUCAUCAAGUGGCCUGUGUUUGAAUCCCACUUCAAUCCUGAUCUGAAUAAAAGCAAAAGCAGCUGGACUGUGUUUCCCUUGAAAUCCUGGACAGUUGAUCUGUCAGCCCCCUCCAUCCUCUUCAUCCUCUCUAACAAACAUCAGUGGGAGAUGUCUGUUUUCCUCUCUACGCUCUGGAAGAAGUGCGUCACAUCUUCAACAUUUGCUUCUCUUUUAAGUGGAUGUUGAUGAGCAAAGGAGCCGAGGAACAGAAAGCCGCCAGUGCCCAUGUAUGAAGCUUAAUGCCACGGUGACAGAGUUCAGUGUUAGCAUGGAAACGUCUCCACAAACAGAGGACGUGAGGUAUCCGCCUGUGUAGAUCGCUGGCAGACUCAAACACAAAAACAAAAAAAAAAAAAAAACGGAUAAAGGGUGCCACAAUUGUAGUUUUUGUCUUUUGUUGUUUUUGUAUCUGCAUGUUUGUUUCUCUUUUACUGUAAAGCUUCUGUAUGCCUUUUAGUUUUUGUAUGUUUUUCUGGCAAACUAUGCUGUAUUGAUGCUGCUGGACGUUUUAGUAGGAGAGUCUUGAUGGCACGCAAACUUCAACAGCUCCCUUAUCGUUGACAGGGGAGGGAAAAUAUGCAGCCCAGGGAAGAUUUUUCUGUCAAUCAGCAGCGGCUCUGAUUUCUGAUCAAAAAGCUUGAAAAAGUGACCUUGGCCAACAAUGUCUGUACGUCCGUAUCGCUGUUAAAAACAAAAACAUCAUACUGUAGAAUGUUUCUGUAUAUUCUCUAUCAGGAUAUCUGUGUCAUGUCACGUUUAUCAUAGCAACUGUAUGUAAGAAGUGGAUGUUAUAAGUAGAAUAUCACCCAUUGGUUUAUGAACUAGAACAUGGAAUUUCUUGGUAUGGCCAUUAUUUAGUCAAGAGAGAAAAGACAGAUGGCAAACAAUAACUUUUUUUAGUUAUGCAGCAAAGCAGCAUCUCCUUAUUUAUUAUGUGUCUAAUUAUCUGGAUAACUUUUUAACUGGAUUGCUUUUCAUUUAUUGACUAAAAAUCUUAAAAAACAUUAGAAACAGUGAAUUUGCUGGCUGCUUUUGCCAUGUCACUGCAGGGCAUUACUAAAGAAAAUGAACUGGAUUACUAACACAGUUGGUCUCCCCAUUUCUAUGGCUGUUGUUCUGCUACCACGCAGAAUCCUACAACAAUCCUGACUCUUGGGGAUGCACGCAGUUAACUGGCUUCAAGGCUAAAUUCACAUAUCAAACUAGCUGAUGCAAGAUUUACAAAUCUGUUAAACUACUUUGCUGUCUUUUUUAUAAACACGUGUGAAAUUCCAGUCAGAUGUUCUUGUAAAACUAGGAUGAAACUUUCUGCCACUAGUAGCUACUGUAGCUUCAGUUAAUGGCUGUUGCCUUCCUGCCAAAGCUUUCCCCUGGUUCUUCACUGGACAUAAACGUGAAAAGUUAACAUGUUGAUGAUAUUUUGAGUUAGAAAAUAGAAAUACGGUUGUUCUUGGCUGUUGAAGGUUAUACUCAUGUAUAAAUACUCAAACAAGGUGAUGAGUAAUCAUAUUAAGCACAAUAUUAAUCUAAGAGGUUGAAGGCUUGCAGAGCUAGCUGCUGACUUUAGCCACACUACUCGACACAGAAGUCUCACCUUUUUCCACUUUAGUCUAGUUAUGCAUAGAUUAGUAAUGCAUGUUAAAUGGGAUAGGGAAUAGCGACUUGGAGACAUCACUAAUGACUCACAUGUGCACCCCAUUUAGAAAUAAAAUAGUUAGGGUUGGUGUCAUUUAUGGUCAGAAAAUUUUUACUUUGAAAGGAGAAAUCUAAAAUCAAGAAACAGGCUGUUUACCAAUUAGCAUUUAAAGAUAAGAAAGCAAAAUACAAAGAAAAAGACAUGCCCAUUGGCUCUUUCAAGCAGUUUGAUAUUGAAUUAAGAAUUAAAAAUGCUUAAAUGAAAAUCAAGCCAUGACGCAGCAGUUGCACAGCCGCCAUGCACCCAGUCUAUAUUGUCUGUUUGGUUGCUGCUUGGCAGUCAUCUGCCACUACCUGUGGCUAUGACUAUAAUUUCUUAUCAUAUUGUAGUUUUUACUUGUGUUGUGUUAAGGUUUUUAUUGACUAAGACACCUGCUUCAGAGACAAAAGUACAAAUUUUGUAAUAGACUGUGAGCCCUAGUUUAUUUGUUGUGAAGAUUGACUUGCUCCUCGAGCCAGCCUCAAGGUGAUGUUCGACUCCAGCAUCAGCUUUAGUUCUCAGCCCCACAGUUUUAACCUGACGCCCUAGAUAGACUAUAGCUACACCAAGCUAAUUGCCACAAAGGUCGUCGUUGUUUACCAGUUUCCAGUACAACUAAACCCUGCCCAUGGCUACCGCCUCAUUCCCCUCAAAUGCCACUGUUUGGUCUGGUCCGUUCUCAGACUUGGCACGCUCGUUUCAGACUUUGCAAGAUGAAUUUGCCUGAUGACAUACAUGGAAUCUUGCCAGUCUGUUGGGUUUGCAAAGUUACAAAACGUUUUUGUUUUACUGCCUCACUUCUAUUGCUGUUAAUGACUUAAAACUAGUGAAAAAGACAAGUCACUCAUUUGUAAUAUAUUUAAUAAUGGAAUACAUCAAGAGAGGGUUGUUCUCUUUAGAAAUGCACUGAUGUGUUGACUGAACAUAUUGGCACUAAUUUGCACAACCAAUGCAUCAUUAGUUGUCUCAAAUUGUUCUAUAUUUACUUUUGCAACCAAUGAAGCCAACACCCUUUGGCUUUCCUUUGAACUCAAGAGAGUACAUCCACUUCUUACAUCCAGGUUAUGGAUUUAUCAGAAGGUGUUAAACCUUUUGUGUAUUUAUUCCUGCUUACAGUUGAAGUUUGCAUGUCUGAGACCUGCUCUUGUACAUAGGACAUUUUUGUAAAAACAGAUUCACUCAUGUUGAAGGAAUCAGACUAGUGCAAACAACCCCAAUGGACUUAUUAGUUGUUUAUUUUCCAGUCGGACCUCAUGUACUCUCACAUUCCACGGAAGAAGAACACGGUCCAUUGAAGUAUGGAGGCAGCAGAAGUAUGACCACUUGUGAUCUAGCAUGUUUGAGAGAACGAAAGCAGACGUAUGAAAGAAAACCAUUUUUUAUUAUUGAGAUUGUUUUAUAUACAAGAAUGCAUCAAGUUUCUAGAUGAUUUUUUUAAACUCAUAAUGCCAACGGAUUAAAGUGUUGCUGUGACGGCCUCACAUUCAGUCGUCACAUGCCCAGGAUCGACCCCCUUCGGCCAGUAUUGCUGUACAGUUUCCACCGUUUUUUUCACAGAUGUAUUUCGUACUCCUCUUAUUUUUGUUCAUUUCUUCAAUCAGAUGAAAUUUGCUCAGUCUUUGCUGGAUGAAUUUAGGAGUUACCUGUCUUUGUCUGGAGUCUUGGAUGUUAAAUGUGUUGUGCUUUUUGCUUUGUUUUGCACCUCAUGACAAGAAACAAAGCAAGCAAUGGAGAAAAUGUGCACUUAAGAGAAGAAAAAGUCUGCUUGAAGAGUUUUGUUUUGAAACAGUAACCACUAUUGAAGCCUGCUUUUUUUAUACAACCACUGAUUGUACGUCAGAGACAAAAGAAUUUGGAGAAAUCCAUUUUUUAAAUAAUAAACAAAUGAAUAAUGUCUCAAACAGAACUCUUCAUGAUGAAUGCACUGCCGAUGAAUGCCAUGUUCAGUUUUUUUACUCUGUUUGCCACGGCCUUGCAUCAGACGUCUUAAGAUUGUCUGCCUUUUUGCUGUGACUUUGUAGCCUACGUAUAGAUCUCCACACAGGUCUAGAGCUUCAUUCUUAUCUGUUGUUGUUCAUUGUUGGCCAGUUUGAUGUAAAAUCUUUCUAAAAGAACCAUACCAGUGAUCUUUUUUCCAUUUUUAAACCCAUUUUUUACAAAUAACUUUGUAUUACUGCCAACCAUUCCACAAAUUAUACUAACCAUGUGGUUUACAAGUUUGAAUGCACUUUUCCAACAAUUCCCAGUGCUCCAUUCAUUUCCUUUUAACUCAGUAUGGCUCGGAAAUCAACUGCAAUACCAGUUUAGUUCAGUCAUAAUACCGAUGGUCUCUGUAUUGUGUAAAAAAUUGAUCUAUACCAAAAUUAUUCUCAUCUUUAGGGAAAAAAGGCAAUUGUUCUUUAUAACACACGUUUGUUUUAAGCAAUGUGCUUAAUUUCUUUAGUUACAUGCGAAGCACAAGGAACACAACACAGUUUUAUCAAUUUCAAACUGGUCAAAUCAUGAUUUUCUUUGCAAAAUGUCAAGUUGAAAUAUAACUCUUUGUAAGUAUUUGUAUUCCUUGAUUGGUGUCGCAUCAAUUACUGUACCGUAAAAACUGGGAUACACCAUUGCCCUAACUCAGCUCCUUCAAACCAAAAUGGACUUUAUAAUGAUAUUUUCCUCCUUAAAGUGUGUUCCCAAAGAGACAUGAACUGAUUCAAAAAAAAAUUUUGGACCAGUCUGUGUAUUUCUACCGUAAAAGUCAAAAUUUUAACAUGAGGUGAUUUUGGUGCUUCUGCUGCCAGCUUCAAGUGAACAAUUGUUUUUUCAAGAUCUUAGCGUUUGUUUUCUUGGCACAACGACGCUAGUUAUCCUUAGAUAACAUUCUUUUCAGUUUAGUCGAGAAAAUCAACCUGUGGUCAUGGGGGAAAAAAAACAUUUUAAUCAGAAUAACAUAAAAUAGUAAAGAUCUUGAGAUCUCACAGGGAAAACAAAUGAAUUAUGUCUACCUGGGGCUACCAUACAUAACCAGUAUGGAGGGAAAUUUUCUAUCCUUGGGGGGAAAUAUCGACUUAAGAACUGUUGCAUUAUUACGUGUUAGAAUAUAAUUAUAUAAUAGGUUUAUAUCAGUCUGUUGUGAUCAUUAUAUUGAUAGAUCUACCACGCAAUAACAGAAAGCAGUCCACUUUUAAAACUGAUCCAUGUGAGUUUAAAUCAUUUGAAUAUAAUGAGGAAAUGAAUGGAAAUCAAUGUCUGCUUACACAUGGCAGUAAAUUAAUGGGCUCACACUCCUCAAACACACUGGUAUGGUUCUUACGGUUUGAUUUGGACCUGCUGUGGAGCCUUUGGCAACCGUCACACACGACGCCUGUGGAUCCAUCUGUGGUAGCCGAUGCCUUCAAAGACUCAAACACCAAAGAGGUCUUCUCUUUGUGGGAAUCUGUAACCCUCUGCUUCUCUGUAAACUGACUCACAGCAUGGAUAUCUUCACUGAUGUCCAUUACUCGGACACAGAAACAAACCACUUGUCUUCUGACGCUUACUCGUGGCCUCUUAAUGCAGUGUUUCUCCCAUCUCCUGUUGCAAAGUGAACAGUUUGUUUUUAGUCACGUUGUAGCAGCUCUGUGGUAAAAGCUCCAUCUUUCUUCACUUCUUACUUUCCCCUCGUCUGUAAAUUGAUACAUCUCAGCAGAUGUGCUUACUGUAAAGUUAUUGUCAAAGAUUCGGGCAGAAAAGAAAAACAAAAACGUGAUGUCAUACUUGUACAAAUGAAAGCUCAAUAAA
Cheilinus undulatus (humphead wrasse) is the source of this 8453-nucleotide messenger RNA. RefSeq names its product taperin (gene tprn). The record is from RefSeq and is a predicted model, not a curated record. Gene Ontology annotation, molecular function: phosphatase binding. NCBI's taxonomy places the organism in Eukaryota, Metazoa, Chordata, Actinopteri, Labriformes, Labridae. The coding region runs from base 183 to 2726 and encodes 847 amino acids. The transcript has 5 exons.